AUAGGAAGUAGUUGGAUAUACUAGUAUUCUAAGUAGUGCGGCAGAGCAGUAACAGAAAAAGAAAAGAGGGGAAAUACAUAACAACAGGGGAUGGAAAGUGAGGGUGGAUUAAGUGCCGGAGAUCUGUCCACCAUCGGCGGAAUAGCCACGGUCUCUCUCCUCCACUCUUUCAUUCCAACACAUUGGCUUCCUUUUUCUAUCGUUGGCCGCGCUCAGAAAUGGACUCUCUCGCGCACUCUUCUCGUCACUGCAUUUGGAGCAGUUUUGCAUGUUAUCUCUACAUCACUUCUUGGUAUAACUGCAAUCACCAUAAGUAACACCAUUGCUGGUGAGGAAACUGUGCACAAGCUUGCUUCUUUGUUGCUUGUUUUUCUUGGUGGUAGUUAUAUAAUAUUAUUCCUGAUGGGAAAGGGUAGUCACGGCCAUACCCACAACCAGCCAAUGGAAAAAAUGGCUGUUGCAGGACUUGUCCUGGUUCCAGCACUUUCUCCUUGUGCAACCACUCUUCCGGUGUUUCUUGCUGUUGGGAACUCAUACUAUAUGAUGGUGAUUGCUAUAAUCGUACUUCUGUUCAGCACAAUCACUGUGAUGACUUCAUUGGUGGCUCUCUCAUUUUACGGUGCAAGUCAGCUUAAGUUUCAUUGGGUGGAGCGCUAUGACAAGCUUUUGGUUGGUUCGGUGCUAUGUCUAGUUGGUAUUUUGACUCUCAUCUUUCAUGAUCAUGAUCAUGAUCACGCUCAUGCUCACGCUCAUGCAGAUAGUUCAUUGCAGUUGAACAGGAAACUAAUAGGUCUAUAAAAAGUAUAUCCACUACUGGGGUUCAUGAUUUGAGAAGACAACAAGAACGCGUAUCUACUCACACACCUGUGAGCACCUGCAGGGCAAAAAAUCGGUCGUGUGGAAAAAAACUUCAGUUUCUGGUUUGUUUUGCACUUGGCAGGAGUUUUUCUUGAGUCUUUUUACAUGUCUUCUCUAUCAAUAGGCCAGAUAAAUGAUAUUGUAAGAACCUGGUUUUGGCUUUGUUUCAUAUGUAUGGUGGCUCUUUUGUAAUUAUGUAGUAGUAGCAGCAUCUCUUCCAGAACAAUCUUGUAUUGUGAUUUUAUAUUAAAGAUCUAAAUCUGUUA
Daucus carota subsp. sativus is the source of this 1124-nucleotide messenger RNA. RefSeq lists its product as uncharacterized. Lineage: Eukaryota; Viridiplantae; Streptophyta; Magnoliopsida; Apiales; Apiaceae. The transcript has 3 exons. The record is from RefSeq and is a predicted model, not a curated record. Bases 91 to 798 code for a protein of 235 amino acids.